Archocentrus centrarchus (flier cichlid) is the source of this 4064-nucleotide messenger RNA. RefSeq lists its product as uncharacterized. Gene Ontology annotation, molecular function: nucleic acid binding. The record is from RefSeq and is a predicted model, not a curated record. Bases 114 to 3182 code for a protein of 1022 amino acids. Gene Ontology annotation, biological process: DNA integration. NCBI's taxonomy places the organism in Eukaryota, Metazoa, Chordata, Actinopteri, Cichliformes, Cichlidae. The transcript has 4 exons.
GGGCUUUACUUGGUGUCAGUGAGAGAAAUGAAAAAAAGCUCAAAUGAGUGAGAAGGACUGUGAAAAGAAAACAGAAAACACUUGACAGUGAGCAAGCUGAGCUAGCACCACCUAUGGAGGAAGAGAAAGAACACUGGUAUCUGCCAACAUUCGGUGUGUAUCACCCAAGGAAACCAGAGCAGAUAAGAGUCGUAUUUGAUUCAAGUGCUGAGUGUGAAGGCAUGUCUCUGAAUGAUGUACUCCUCAAGGGCCCAGAUUUAAACAAUACUUUGUUGGGAGUUCUUCUGCGGUUUCGCAAAGAGGCUGUAGCUAUCAGUGCAGAUGUGCAACAAAUGUUUUAUUGUUUCAUUGUCAGAGAGGACCACAGAGACUAUCUUCGUUACCUCUGGUACAAGGACAGUGAUCUCAACACAAAUAUGGUAGAGUACAGGAUGAAAGUGCAUGUGUUUGGAAACACUCCAUCCCCUGCCGUGGCCAUAUAUUGCAUGAGACGUGCUGCAGAGAAGGGUGAAAAAGAAUACGGUUCUGAUGCAAGGCAGUUUGUGGAGAGGCAGUUUUAUAUGGAUGAUGGCCUUACAUCAGUUUCCACACCAGAAAAGGCAAUAGAUCUCCUGGCAAGAACUAUGCAGAUGCUAGCAGCAUCCAAUCUGAGGCUACACAAGGUGGCAUCAAACAGUGGGCAGGUGAUGGAAGCCUUUCCUGUGGAAGAUCGUGCAAAAGACUUGAAGGAUUUGGAGCUUGGUGUGGACCCUCUUCCUCUACAACGUAGCCUAGGACUCUACUGGAACCUGGAAACAGACAGCUUCACAUUUCAGGUAUCCCAGGAGGAGAAGCCAUUUACUCGAAGAGGUGUGCUGUCCACAGUGAACAGCCUGUACGACCCUCUAGGGUUUGUGGCUCCAGUAGUAAUGCAAGGAAAAGCAUUAGUCCGGGAACUCUCACGCGGAAGUACUGACUGGGACACUCCGCUUCCUCCAGACAAGCAAGAUGAGUGGAACACAUGGAAAGACUCUCUGAAGGCCUUGAAAAACCUGUCCAUAAAGAGAUGCUAUAUUCCUGUCUCACUGUCUUCAGCACAGACAAAGGAGCUGUACAUUUUCUCAGAUGCUUCGAUAAUGGCAAUAGGAGCAGUAGCCUACUUGAGAGCAAGAGAUUGUAAUGGGAAAAAUCAUGUUGGAUUCGUCAUGGGAAAGUCCAAGUUAGCCCCAUGCCCAGCUCCUACCAUUCCACGCCUUGAGCUUUGUGCAGCUGUGCUGGCUGUACAGUUGUAUGAACAGAUCAGAGAUGAGCUUGAUAUCCAAAUGGAUACUGUGAGGUUCUUUACUGACAGCAGGAUUGUACUUGGAUAUAUUCACAACUCCAAAAGAAGAUUUUACAUCUAUGUGGCCAACCGGGUUGCUCGCAUCAGACAAUGUACCCAUCCUGAUCAGUGGUGCUACAUCCCUACAAACCAGAAUCCUGCAGACCAUGCAACCAGGCGUACAUCAGCAGAACAACUGCAACAGAGCAGCUGGCUGUCAGGACCCAGUUUUAUAACUUGUGACAGUGCAGAGGGGGUUCCUGAACCCUGUUUUUGCUCUCUUGUGAAUCCUGACACGGAUGCAGAAAUCCGACCUGAAGUCACAACCAUGAUCACCAGAACCAUUGGGGCCCAAUUAGGGUCACGACGCUUUGAGCGAUUCUCAAACUGGAGAAAACUCUGUGGUGUUACAGCCAAACUGAUUCACGUCGCAGCGUCCUUUAAAGAAAAUCAGCAAGGAACAAAAGACAAAGGCUGGAAAUGUUUCAGAGAUAGGCCAACCCUGAUGGAGCUCUCACAAGCCAAGAUAGUGAUUAUACGUGCGGUGCAACAAGAUGUCUUUAAAGAAGACUUAAAGUGUAUCAAGGAGGGAAAGCCAUGUAACAAGCAAAGCCAGCUCAGAAAGCUAAAUCCUGUGACAGAUGAUAAUGGUUUACUUCGGGUUGGAGGUCGCAUAUCGUGUACAGACCUCUCAACAGAAGAAAAACAUCCUCUGAUCAUUCCACACACUCAUCACAUUGCCACACUGCUUGUGAGAUUCUAUCAUGAGCAAGUAUCUCACCAAGGACGCCAUAUAACAGAGGGAGCAAUCAGAGUGGCUGGAUACUGGAUUAUUGGUGGGAAACGGCUCGUGUCCUCUAUUAUACACAAGUGUGUUAUUUGUCGCAAGUUGCGUGGGAAAUUUCAAGAACAGAGGAUGGCAGAUUUGCCAGUUGACAGACUCACACCCGAGCCGCCAUUUACAAAUGUAGGCCUUGAUGUGUUUGGACCCUGGACCGUCAUUACACGUCGUACAAGAGGAGGGAGUGCGGACAGCAAGCGCUGGGCAGUACUCUUCACCUGUAUGGCAACCAGAGCUGUACACAUUGAGCUGAUUGAGUCCAUGUCAACUGACAGCUUCAUUAAUGCACUGAGAAGGUUUUUUGCUAUCCGAGGCCCAUGCAAACUCCUUCGUUCUGACAGGGGAACAAACUUUGUGGGUGCCUGUAAGGAAUUGAGCAUCAGCACACAAGAUUCAGCAGUAAAAACCUACCUCCAAAACAAGGGAUGCACAUGGGUAUUUAACCCACCACAUUCAUCACAUAUGGGGGGUUCAUGGGAAAGGCUCAUAGGUGUCGCUAGGCGCAUUUUGGAUGCAAUGCUGCUUCAGACAGGCCAGACGCGCCUCACACAUGAGGUCUUGAGCACCCUCAUGGCUGAAGUCAUGGCAAUCAUGAAUUCAAGACCCCUGGUUCCUGUGUCUACUGACCCAGACAUGCCUACAGUCCUCACCCCAGCAAUGCUUCUGACACAAAAGACAAAUCCUGUUGCAGCCCCCUCUGGAAAGUUCCAAAUGGCUGACCUGCAUGGUAAGCAGUGGAAGCAGGUCCAGUGUCUCGCAGACACUUUUUGGAAAAGAUGGAAAGGGCAAUAUUUGUCCACUCUACAAAGUCGUAGAAAAUGGAUUCAAGGAAAGCCAAAUAUCAAAGUGGGAGAUGUCGUCUUACUCAAAGACACCCAAGCUCACAGAAAUGAAUGGCCAGUAGGGGUGGUUGUUAAAACCCUGCCAAGCAAGGACCAGGCUAUUCGCAAAGUGGAGGUGAAGAUUGUGAAGGAAGGAACUGUCAAGGUUUUCCUGAGACCAGUUUCAGAACUUGUAGUCCUAAUUUCUGAGGAAAAUUGAACAAAAACAGAAGAGAUUUCAGUUUCCUAAUUAGAGACAUUUCUUUAGUUUGAUAGUGGCAUGAUAACAUCAUGCCAAGCGGGGAGUGUGCUGUUUUCUAUAAAAAACAUUGUAAUUUAAGCAGUGGUAAUGUGACCACAUUUGUACAAUGCUGCCACCUAGUGGACCUUUUAUUUUAUUUUUAAUGGAAUAGAUUUGUAGCUAAUCAGUGAAAGCAGUUGGCUACAGGGAAAGCAGCGAAGCACAUGGUGCAAAAGAGUGCCCUUUCAUACGCUUGUGCCUUGGACACAUUUGUCUGUAAGUAGUUCAUGCAUUAGUUCUGACUAUGUUUUCUAAUAUUUGUUAGUCUUCUGAUGUUUUAUUUUGGAUAAUUUUAUAGUUGCUAUUCUUGUUAAGCUAGCCUGUUAAGUUGGGGAAUGUUCUACAUGUAUAGUUAGCUGCUUAGUAAUGUGUCAUGAGGAGUCCAUUACAGUGUGUGUAUAUUAAUAUAUGAUUAUGUUUCUGUAUUUUUUCAGUUUUACACUGGCGACACUUCUUAAUUAAACUGUGCAAAGCCAAGCAAGGACUUGUGAGUUUAUUGGAGUAUCAAAGUGUUAACUAGCUGUCUAGCUCUGCCAGAAACGCACUGCGAGGGCAGCAUAAGGACGAUGAAGGAAACAUCUGUGCUGUGUCUGCUCUCUCUGAUCUCACUGCUGAGCUGCACAACAAACCAAGCUGGUUCUUCCUGUACCAUCAGCUACACUGACCCUCAUGACAGUGGAGUUUACUGGUGUGAGUCCAGAGAGGGUGCCAUCAGUAACAUGGUUAAUCUCACAGUCUCUGGUGGAUCAGUGAUCCUGCAGAGUCCUGUCCUCCCUGUGAUGGAGGGAGAUGACGUCACUC